Phoenix dactylifera (date palm) is the source of this 1810-nucleotide messenger RNA. RefSeq names its product putative glycosyltransferase At5g03795. Lineage: Eukaryota; Viridiplantae; Streptophyta; Magnoliopsida; Arecales; Arecaceae. Gene Ontology annotation, molecular function: glycosyltransferase activity. The record is from RefSeq and is a predicted model, not a curated record.
GAUGGUACAAAAAAGUUGAGUAAAAAGUUCGGUUGCUUGGAGUGUGCUAAAAUGCUUGCAAGAAGUUAAAAGAAGAAAUCUUCCGGUAACUCUCAAUAUACAAAAUAAGCCCAGAGGUUGCCGACUACCCUGAAGAGCAUGCUUCCAGGGCUCUGUUCAGCCACCACCCAACGCGGACGAAUCCCCCACUUGACUGGUAUUGGGUGCCAUGAUCAGAGAAAGCAGGAUUCCGGCAACCGAUGGCGUGGAAGCAGCCGCUAUCGACCACACACAAGAUGUUCGAUAGAAGCUUUCAAAGAACGGCACGAAUAUUAAUGCACCCACCAGGAUCAAACGCUCUCAGCCGAAGACUUCUGUCCUAACGAAAGGCGAUUAAACGAAAGUGAGCAAAGGCAACCUCUUCGCUCCGCUACUCUUCACUAGUUGCCUUCAUGAUGAGUCGAAAAAAGCGGCCAAGACCGUCGUUGCCAUGGCUUCUGCUUCUCGCUCUGGUAGGAUCUAUAGCCGUCUCAUGGCUGGCGUUCUCCCGUUCCCCACGGCUAGACCACGUUCCACGCCCACACCGCACCCUUACAGCCACAGCAGCAGCUUCCACUCUCCUUCCCCCUUCAACCGAAGCACCCGAGAAGCGGAACACCACGACUGCUUCAAAGCCAGCUCGGAUUGCCGCCCCCUACCACGACUGGGAUCUCUUCGCCUCCGAUUUCGACAACAUGCUCCAGAAUCUCAAAAUCUUCGUCUAUCCCGAUGCUCUCAACUCGUCCUCCCCCUUCGCCAAUGUCUUCCUUCCCCACCCCGACCCUCUCCACCCGAAGCUUGGCAACUACUUCAGCGAGCACAUGUUCAAGAUCAGCCUCCUCCGCAGCCGAUUCCUGACAUCCGACCCUGUGAAGACCAGCUUCUUCUUCUUGCCCUUCUCCAUCAAUGCCCUCAGGAACGAUCCUCGCGUGCGCUCCGAGGUGUCGAUCGCAGACUUCAUCGCUCAGUAUACAACAAGGAUUAGCCGGGAGUAUGAGUUUUGGAAUGCUUCAGAGGGAUCCAAUCACUUCUAUGUUUGCUGUCACUCGGUCGGGCGAGAUGCUGCCUUGAAGCAUGCUGAGCUCCGGAAUAAUGCUAUUCAGGUGGCGUGCUCGUCGAGCUACUUUCAGAGGUUGUACACUGCCCAUAAAGAUGUCGGGCUGCCGCAGGUCUGGCCUCGUCCGCUAGAGGAAGUACCCAAUCCUCCAAAUGCAAGAAGUAGACUUGUCUUCUUUGCUGGGCGCAUGAAGAAUUCCCGAGUGCGUCAACAGCUGAUUGCUAGGUGGGAGAAUGAUACCUCCAUGGACAUCUUCUCUGGAAGACCACCCUUCCCGUACGAGGAAGGCUUUAGAAGGAGCAAAUUCUGCCUCCACGUGAAGGGAUACGAGGUCAACACUGCUAGGCUCUCUGAUGCCAUUCACUAUGGCUGCAUUCCUGUGAUAAUUUCAAACCACUAUGAGCUCCCGUUUGUCAACAUCUUGGAUUGGAGCAAGUUCUCGAUCAUCAUCAGCCACUCAGACAUUGCUUUACUGAAACAUAUACUAUUAGGCAUAUCUAAAAUAACAUAUUUAAAUAUGUACCAUAGUCUUCUCCAUGUCAGGAAGCAUUUCAGGUGGCAUAUGACUCCCAUAGGUUAUGAUUCCUUUCAUAUGAUUGCUUAUCAAUUAUGGCUGAGAAGAGGCAGAUGUCUGCCUUCUUGAAUUUCCUUGUGCUCUAAUGGUCUAAACUUGUGAACUUGAUUGAUAUGGAUGUGCUCCAAGAUAGACAUAAAAGAAGUUAUAAUCUUGAUUCA